Messenger RNA from Geodia barretti, 849 nucleotides. Lineage: Eukaryota; Metazoa; Porifera; Demospongiae; Tetractinellida; Geodiidae. The record is from the annotation of a GenBank genome assembly.
AUGCCAGUCCUGUACAUCGUUUCAACCCCAAUAGGCAAUCUCGAGGACAUCACGCUGCGCGCCUUGCGCGUGCUUCGCGAAGUCGGCAUGAUUGCCGCUGAGGACACGCGCGUUACCCGCAAGCUUCUCAGCCACUAUGAUAUACACUCGCGUCUGACCAGUUUCAACGAGCACAACCAGUCAGCGCGUCUGCCGGAAUUAUUGACAAUACUGCAAGCCAAUGAUGUGGCGCUUGUGUGCGACGCAGGGACACCGGGUGUGAACGAUCCCGGACGAGCACUGGUGCAGAGUGCCUCAGACAAGGGCAUUGAGGUUGUGGUGAUUCCCGGCGCCUCUGCGGUAACUUCAGCGGUUGCAGUGUCCGGCCUUGUUGAAGAGGCAUUUUUCUAUCUCGGAUUUCUGCCGCGCAAGAAGGGCGAGCGCAAGGCUUUGCUGGCAUCCCUGGCGUUGGAAAAUCGCCCUACUAUUUCAUUUGAAUCGCCAAGGCGCCUCCAACAGUCCUUGAAAGACAUCCUUGAGACUAUUGGCGAUCGGCGCAUUGCCGUAUGCCGUGAGAUGACGAAACUACACGAAGAAGUCUUUCGCGGCACUGUUUCCGAGGCAAUUGAGCACUUUGAACAGCCUAGGGGCGAGUUCACGCUCGUAAUCGAAGGUAAGGCCACUGGUAAGCAGGACGACACUGAUGCUGAGGAAUUGGCAUUGUCUUUGCUGGACGGGCUGAGGGUGCAGGGCGCGGGCGCAAGACACGCGGUCGAGCAUGUAACCGCCGUCACCGGAUUGUCUCGUCGGCAGGUGUACCGAAUGUGGCUUGAUGGCAUUGCUUCAACUCACCAUUCCGGCACCCAAUAG